Messenger RNA from Notolabrus celidotus (New Zealand spotty), 2276 nucleotides. Its product is annotated as ras-related GTP-binding protein C-like. Gene Ontology annotation, molecular function: GTPase activity; GTP binding. The record is from RefSeq and is a predicted model, not a curated record. The transcript has 7 exons. NCBI's taxonomy places the organism in Eukaryota, Metazoa, Chordata, Actinopteri, Labriformes, Labridae. Gene Ontology annotation, biological process: positive regulation of TOR signaling; cellular response to amino acid stimulus; cellular response to starvation. The coding region runs from base 339 to 1472 and encodes 377 amino acids. Gene Ontology annotation, cellular component: lysosome; nucleus; Gtr1-Gtr2 GTPase complex.
UUGAAGCUAAGGGGGGCGUAAACAAACCUCUAACUUGUGACAAGGCUUUUUUCUAUUAAACCUUCCUCUGUGUUCCUCUCUGUUUGAUUUGUGUUUGCUUUAUCUAACCUGUUUGGAACUUUUAUCGCUUGUAAAAACCGCCAGGGAGUGACUCAGCAUUUUAUCAUAUAAUCACCAAUCUCCAGUUUAGCUUGCCAUGCUACUAGCUCGUUGCGAAACUCAUCGACAACAACAUUCCUGUCCGGAUUACACAGCCUGUAAUCUGAAGAGUUAAUGCACCAGACUGGCUUUGAGGAGAGCGUAAUAAGGAGAAAGGGAGCCAGGUAGAGUAAUACAGAAUGUCUAUUCAGUAUGACGACCCUACGUUAACGGGGAGUUACGGUGUUGUGGGGUCUUUCCCCAAAAGUUUUGGCUAUGGGGUGGAUGUGCCAGACAUGGAGGAGAUCUCCUCAUCAGCUGACAAACCCAGGAUCCUGCUGAUGGGACUGAGGCGGAGUGGCAAGUCCUCUAUUCAGAAGGUUGUUUUUCACAAGAUGUCACCCAAUGAAACUCUGUUCCUCGAGAGCACCAACAAAAUCUACAAAGACGACAUCUCCAGCAGCUCCUUCGUCAACUUCCAGAUCUGGGACUUUCCUGGCCAGGUGGAUUUCUUCGACCCGACGUUUGACAGCGAGAUGAUCUUCAAGGGAACCGGCGCUUUGAUCUUUGUCAUCGAUGCUCAGGACGAUUAUGUGGAAGCUCUCGGGCGGUUGCACCUCACCGUUUCCCGAGCCUACAAAGUGAAUCCAGACAUCAACUUUGAGGUGUUCAUACACAAAGUGGACGGUCUGUCAGACGAUCACAAAAUAGAAACACAAAGAGACAUUCAUCAGAGGGCCAACGAUGAUCUGGCUGAUGCUGCACUGGAGAAGCUUCACCUCAGCUUCUACCUCACCAGUAUCUACGAUCACUCCAUAUUCGAGGCCUUCAGUAAAGUCGUACAGAAGCUGAUCCCUCAGUUACCAACGCUGGAGAACCUUUUGAACAUUUUCAUUUCUCACUCUGGGAUCGAGAAAGCCUUCCUGUUUGACGUCGUCAGCAAGAUCUACAUCGCCACAGACAGCUCUCCUGUGGACAUGCAGUCCUAUGAAAUCUGCUGCGACAUGAUCGACGUGGUCAUCGACGUCUCCUGCAUUUACGGGCUGAUGGAGGACGGCAGCGGCUGUGCCUACGACAAAGAGUCUUUGGCCAUCAUCAAGCUCAACAACACGACAGUGCUUUAUCUGAAAGAGGUGACAAAGUUCCUCGCUCUGGUCUGCAUCCUGAGAGAGGAGAGCUUUGAGAGGAAAGGUCUGAUAGAGUAUAACUUCCAUUGUUUCCGAAAAGCCAUCCAUGAAGUGUUUGAAGUUGGCGCCUCAACACCCUGCGUCAGCUCGUCCCACAACAACCUGACCGGCCUGAAGUACGCUGCAGUGAACGGCAGUGCGAUCUAAAGAGCUGGGACAAGAAAAGACACUGACCUAAUGAUGACUAGAAAUAAUAUGAUGGCACACAAGUACCCUGACGCACUUUCGAUGCCUUGCUUUGUGCAACUGAAUGUUAGAGAAGCCGAGCUGCAGCGGGACCCUGUACCUGUGGAUGCUGGAGUGAACCUGAUCUACCUAGUUCCUGAUUGAGAAGAAGAGGAGUAUGAAAGAUACAGUUAUCAGAUUUAAAUCUGUGCGGGUGAUAUAAGCCAAAAACAAAGACCACCUGUGAUCAAAUAUCUAUUAAUUCCAUCAGCUGUGUUUACCUUCUUGGCCAGUUUAUUCUGUGAACUCUGCAAAAUAUAAAGACUUUUAACGCGUUGCUCGAGGUCCGACUGAACAAAGUAUGAAAGCUCUGUUGACUCCAGCUGCAAGCAUUUCUCUGUGAAUUCACUUUACGCUCUGAAACAUAUCAAAUUUAACCCAUGAUCCUGCUCAUUUUACCUUAAAAGAUGGACUCCUGUAAGUAGAUUCAACCCCAUGUGUGGAAAACAAACAGCCAGUACUCUCCACGGACAAGAACUGUGCCUGUUACCCCCCCUGGAGACUUUGUUGAUCAACAGGUUGGGGAUGAAUUACCAAUCAGUCUUCCCACACAGUCCACUUUCCGUAAGCGAUGAAUGUUUUGACCAAAUUCCUUUCCCACAGAUCCAGUCUGUAGCAGAUGUUUAGCUCUCUGUUAGAGUAAGAGGGACCUGAGUCACUCUUCAUGAUGAUUUGUUUUUAUUAUUGUACAUAAUUCUUUAAUAAAAUAUCUUUCAUAUUUGCCGA